GAGUGCUAUUUGCUCAUCGAGUCAUCGAUUCUUGCCGUGAUUAUAUAUAUCUAUCUUGUACGUAUCUCUUUUUGUACAAACAAGUUCCUUAUACGCGACAGAAACAAAAUCAUUAGUUAGAGUGCAAGCAAAAUUUCCAAAUUUAUUCUCUCCAUAUAAAACUCCCAUCAGCAAAUUCGUAACACACACACACACAAAACAAGUCCGUUUUCCCAGUUGAGCUAUACAUGUCGGACAAGCUCUUAAUCUCCUUGUUGCUAGCAUGUCUGGUCUGGAACUCUGAGUCCAUCAGCCGAGCCCAUUUUCCCCAUGCCUUUAACUUCGGAACUGCUUCUUCUGCUUAUCAGUUUGAAGGUGCUGUUAAUGAAGGAAACAAAGGUGUUAACAUUUGGGAUACCUUUGUAAGUCGAACAGGCAAGAUUUUGGACUUCAGCAAUGCAAACACGGCAGUGGAUCAAUAUCAUCGAUUUAAGACGGACAUUGACUUGAUGAAGGACAUGGGAAUGGAUGCUUACAGAUUCUCAAUAUCAUGGUCAAGAAUCUUCCCAAAUGGAACAGGAGAACCAAAUCCAGAUGGAUUGAAAUACUACAACAGCCUCAUAGAUUAUUUAUUGGAAAAAGGAAUUCAGCCUUAUGUAACUUUAUACCACUGGGAUCUUCCGCAGAUGCUCGAAGACAGAUAUGAAGGAUGGCUAAGUGACCAUGUCAUAAAAGAUUUUGAGCAUUUUGCUUUUACCUGUUUCAAGGCCUUCGGUGAUAGGGUGAAGUAUUGGAUCACCUUUAAUGAACCUUAUAAUGCAGCAAUGCAAGGUUAUGACCUUGGAGUUCAGGCUCCCGGGAGGUGUUCAAUUCUAGGGCAUCUCUUUUGCAAAGCAGGGAAAUCGUCCAUCGAACCAUAUAUAGUAGCUCACAAGAUCCUGCUGUCUCAUGCUGUAGUGUACCAUAAUUACCAGAAAAAUUUCAAGGAAAAGCAAGGAGGUCUAAUCGGGAUAGCACUGGAUGCCAAAUGGUAUGAACCAAUAUCUGACAGUGACGAAGACAGAGAUGCUGCAAGUAGAGCAAUGGACUUUCAACUUGGAUGGUUCCUUGAACCACUUCUGUUUGGGAACUAUCCCCUUUCAAUGCAAACACUAGUGGGGGAGAGACUACCUGAUAUAAGUCCAAUGGUUUCUAGAUCCCUGGUCAGAUCUCUGGAUUUUAUUGGCAUAAAUCACUACACCUCAUUGUAUGCGAAGAAUGAUAAAACUCGAGUUCGCAAAUUCAUCAUGCAAGAUGCUUUAUCUGAUAGUGCUGUGAUUACUACAUCGUCUAGACAUGGGAUUCCUAUCGGAGAAAGAGCUGCUUCUAGGUGGUUGCACAUCGUACCUUGGGGCAUACGGAAGCUAACACGAUACAUAAAAGAUAAAUAUGGAAAUCCACCAGUAUUCAUCACGGAAAAUGGCAUGGAUGAUCAAAAUAGACACUUCAUAUCUUUAAACAAGGCAUUAAACGAUGAAAAGAGAAUAAGUUAUCAUAGAGAGAGAGACUAUCUCUCAAACCUUUCAGCUGCUAUAAGGGAAGAUGAAUGCGACGUGCGAGGCUAUUUUGUAUGGUCUUUGCUUGAUAACUGGGAAUGGAACUAUGGAUACACUAAGAGGUUUGGACUAUAUUAUGUGGACUUUCAAAAUAAUCUUACAAGGAUUCCAAAAUCCUCUGUAAAGUGGUUCGUUAAUUUGCUGAGACCAGAAAGUGAUGUGAACUACCACCAAAGUUUGUAACUUAACCUUUGGAGAUGUCGAUAAUUAAUUGUAAACAAAAAUCUAUAUGGACUAGUUUGUAGAGGAAAAAGGUGUUUAGAUGAAGAAUUGACAGAAGAACCCUGUUUUAUGUCUGGAUGUUUCAGAGUGUUAUAUCCUAUUGUGAUCCGGUGAUUCCAUUUCUUCUUGAUUACAAGUAGGGAGGUCAACUUCAAACUGCAAGUGCCCUAUUCCAGGAGUUAAACUGGAUAGUUUAGUUCUUUAUUUUUACUAAAUGAAAGUUUAGUUCUUGUUUCAA
Messenger RNA from Daucus carota subsp. sativus, 2034 nucleotides. RefSeq names its product putative beta-glucosidase 41. Gene Ontology annotation, molecular function: beta-glucosidase activity. The record is from RefSeq and is a predicted model, not a curated record. Gene Ontology annotation, biological process: carbohydrate metabolic process. NCBI's taxonomy places the organism in Eukaryota, Viridiplantae, Streptophyta, Magnoliopsida, Apiales, Apiaceae.